Lynx canadensis (Canada lynx) is the source of this 2434-nucleotide messenger RNA. It is a transcript of the gene GALNT1, whose product is annotated as polypeptide N-acetylgalactosaminyltransferase 1. Lineage: Eukaryota; Metazoa; Chordata; Mammalia; Carnivora; Felidae. The record is from RefSeq and is a predicted model, not a curated record. Gene Ontology annotation, cellular component: Golgi apparatus.
GACAUGUGGGACAUGUGGAUUUGGGAUAUGAAUUCAUUUGAAAAACCACUUUGGGGUUAUGAACGUGAUUUCUGAUGAAACUGGAUUGGAAUAGUUUUCAUGAUCUUUGCAUAUUUAUAUAUAUAUAUAUUUUAAAAUUUUGCAUUUGACUUAAAGUGCCAUGAGAAAAUUUGCAUAUUGCAAGGUGGUCCUAGCCACCUCCUUGAUUUGGGUACUCUUGGAUAUGUUCCUGCUGCUUUACUUCAGUGAAUGCAACAAAUGUGAUGAAAAAAAGGAGCGAGGACUUCCUGCUGGGGAUGUUCUAGAGCCAGUACAAAAGCCUCAUGAAGGUCCUGGAGAAAUGGGGAAACCAGUUGUCAUUCCUAAAGAGGAUCAAGAAAAGAUGAAAGAGAUGUUUAAAAUCAAUCAGUUCAAUUUAAUGGCAAGUGAGAUGAUUGCACUCAACAGAUCGUUACCAGAUGUUAGGUUAGAAGGGUGUAAAACAAAGGUGUAUCCAGAUAAUCUUCCUACAACAAGUGUGGUGAUUGUUUUCCACAAUGAGGCUUGGAGCACUCUGCGAACUGUCCAUAGUGUCAUUAAUCGCUCACCAAGACACAUGCUAGAAGAAAUUGUUCUAGUAGAUGAUGCCAGUGAAAGAGACUUUCUGAAAAGACCUCUAGAGAGUUAUGUGAAAAAAUUAAAAGUACCAGUUCAUGUAAUUCGAAUGGAACAACGUUCUGGAUUGAUCAGAGCUAGAUUAAGAGCUGCUGUGUCUAAAGGCCAGGUGAUCACCUUCUUAGAUGCUCACUGUGAAUGUACAGUGGGAUGGCUGGAGCCUCUCUUAGCCAGGAUCAAACAUGACAGGAAAACAGUGGUAUGUCCUAUCAUUGAUGUGAUCAGCGAUGAUACUUUUGAGUACAUGGCAGGCUCUGAUAUGACCUAUGGUGGCUUCAACUGGAAGCUCAAUUUUCGAUGGUAUCCUGUUCCCCAAAGAGAAAUGGACAGAAGGAAAGGUGAUCGGACUCUUCCUGUCAGAACACCUACAAUGGCAGGAGGCCUGUUUUCAAUAGACAGAGAUUACUUCCAGGAGAUUGGAACAUAUGAUGCUGGAAUGGAUAUUUGGGGAGGAGAAAACCUAGAGAUUUGUUUUCAGAUCUGGCAGUGUGGAGGAACUUUGGAGAUUGUUACCUGCUCACAUGUCGGACAUGUAUUUCGGAAAGCCACACCUUACACAUUUCCUGGAGGCACAGGACAGAUUAUCAAUAAAAAUAACAGGCGACUUGCAGAAGUGUGGAUGGAUGAGUUCAAGAAUUUCUUCUAUAUAAUUUCUCCAGGUGUUACAAAGGUAGAUUAUGGAGAUAUAUCAUCAAGACUUGGCCUAAGACACAAACUACAAUGCAGACCUUUCUCUUGGUACCUAGAGAAUAUUUAUCCUGAUUCCCAAAUUCCACGUCACUAUUUCUCUUUGGGAGAGAUAAGAAAUGUGGAAACAAAUCAGUGUCUAGAUAACAUGGCUAGAAAAGAGAAUGAAAAAGUUGGAAUUUUUAACUGUCAUGGUAUGGGAGGUAACCAGGUUUUCUCUUAUACUGCCAACAAAGAAAUUAGAACAGAUGACCUUUGCUUGGAUGUCUCCAAACUUAAUGGCCCAGUCACAAUGCUCAAAUGCCACCACCUAAAAGGCAACCAGCUUUGGGAGUAUGACCCAGUGAAAUUAACCCUGCAGCAUGUGAACAGUAAUCAGUGCCUGGAUAAAGCCACAGAAGAGGACAGCCAGGUGCCCAGCAUAAGAGACUGCAAUGGAAGCCGAUCCCAGCAGUGGCUUCUUCGAAACGUCACCCUUCCAGAAAUAUUCUGAGACCAAAUUUACAAAAAAGGAAAAAGAAGAAAAAAAAAUAAGGAUUGACUGGGCUACCUCAGCAUACAUUUCUGCCACAUUCUUAAGUAGCAAAAAAGGAAAAGUGCUUUCCUCCUGUGGGGAUGUAAGGUUUAUCAGCCAUUGAAACUUAGACUCCUCUCGCUUUUCACUAGCUGUGAACCAGCCUUCUUGUCCAAGGACGUGAAACUACAGAGUAGCAAGACCGCGCACACUGAUGUUUACACGAUGGAAAGAGUCUUUCAUCAAGAAUCAUUGUAAAGAAUAUUCAGGCAGUGAAGCAGUCAACAAACGUGCUUUCCGGGGAGCUGCACCUUUCAUGGUUUGCUUGCACAUCAGUAACUUUCACUGAAUGUGCUGUCCUAAUGAAGAGAUUUCUAAGAUUUUUUUUCUGAUUAGGACUGGUAACCAGUAUAUUAAAUAUUGAUAGAAAAAUAAGUGAAAAAGAACUGGAACCGUUUCAGAAUCACUGGAAAACAACAUUUUUACAAUUUAAGAAAAACUAUAUUAAACAGGGUUUAAAGGAAAUUAAACAGAACUAUGAGAAGUACAAUUGUUAUAGUAUAGUAUCAAAUUUCUAUA